Messenger RNA from Pochonia chlamydosporia 170, 612 nucleotides. RefSeq names its product 60S ribosomal protein L16. Bases 1 to 612 code for a protein of 203 amino acids. Gene Ontology annotation, biological process: negative regulation of translation; translation. The transcript is spliced from 5 exons. Gene Ontology annotation, cellular component: cytosolic large ribosomal subunit; ribosome. Gene Ontology annotation, molecular function: structural constituent of ribosome; mRNA binding. The record is from RefSeq and is a predicted model, not a curated record. NCBI's taxonomy places the organism in Eukaryota, Fungi, Ascomycota, Sordariomycetes, Hypocreales, Clavicipitaceae.
AUGUCGUCGUCAUUCGAGCCGGUUGUUGUCAUCGACGGCAAGGGCCACUUGCUUGGCCGUCUUGCCAGCAUUGUCGCCAAGCAGCUCCUCAACGGCCAGAAGAUCGUUGUUGUCCGCUGCGAGGCUCUCAACAUCUCUGGCGAGUUCUUCCGCGCUAAGCUCAAGUACCACGCCUAUCUGCGAAAGAUGACCCGAUACAACCCCACCCGCGGUGGUCCCUUCCACUUCCGCGCUCCUUCCCGAAUCUUCUACAAGGCCGUCCGAGGCAUGAUCCCCCACAAGACUGCCCGAGGUGCUGCUGCUAUGGAGCGCCUCAAGGUCUUCGAGGGUGUCCCUCCCCCUUAUGACACCAAGAAGAAGAUGGUCGUUCCCCAGGCUCUGCGUGUCCUUCGCCUGCAGCCUGGCCGCAAGUACUGCACUGUCGGCCGUCUGAGCCACGAGGUUGGCUGGAAGUACCAGGAUGUUGUUGCUCGAUUGGAGGAGCGGAGAAAGGCAAAGGGCGCUGCCUACUACGAGCGCAAGAAGGUUGCUGCUCGACAACUGUCCGAUGCCAAGAAGAACGCCACUGUCAAGGCCGGGACGGCGAAGGCUCUUGCGGCCUAUGGCUACUAA